Molecule: messenger RNA, 1362 nt
Organism: Fusarium fujikuroi IMI 58289
Lineage: Eukaryota; Fungi; Ascomycota; Sordariomycetes; Hypocreales; Nectriaceae
Exons: 2
Coding region: 1-1362 (453 amino acids)
Source: RefSeq, a predicted model, not a curated record
AUGUCAAACACGCGCAUUCAGAUCGACCCUGAGGGCGACACUCUCAUAAUUCUCCCAGUCGAGCCUGCUUCUACUCCAUCUGAGACCACAGACUCCCCCACCGAGAACCACUACCUCUGCUCCAAGAAGCAUCUAACCCUUGCCUGUCGCCGGGCAGCAAAACUCUUCUCAAGCCAAUUCAAAGAGGCCUCAGCCGAGCCAGACGGCCUGUACCACUGGAAAUUCGAGGGGAUCUUCAACGCCGAAGCGUUCGAGCUCGUUCUGAAGAUCAUCCAUGGAAAAACACGUGAUGUCCCCCGCAGUGUCAAGCUGGAUCUAUUAGCCGACAUCGCGACGAUCGUCGAUGAUCUGGAGUGCUACGAGGCUGUGGCGUUUUUCAGCACAAACUGGCUCUUUGGAUGGACUGUUGAAUGUCCCAGCACUGAACAGUUGAGGGACAAGCGAUUGGCCCAGGUGAUCCUGGCAUCCUUUGUCUUUGAGCACGCAUCGCUUUUUCAGACCUACACAAAAAUGGCCAUAAGACACAAUAUCGACGUCACGUCGACUUAUGAUCUGCCUAUCCGGGCAGAUGUUUCUGAUAAAAUUGAAAGCACCAGAAUCGAGAUUUUGCAGCGUCUUUUGGAUGGGUUAGAAAACCUCCAGACCAAGAUCCUCGCAGAUAAGGUGGGCUGCAAUGAAGCAUGUCGAGCCAUGCUUCUGGGGAGUUUGUUGCAAGGAAUGAAGAAGUCGCGGAUAUACCCCUGCCCGCCGGCACCAUUCCCUAACCUAUCUCUCGACGCUGUGCUCGCAUCGUUGGCCAACGUGCAGUCGCCAGCCUAUUUCGGACCGCAAAGCCAAGGGCCACUCCUCAAUUACUCCGGCAGAUGGAACCUUGAUCCCACAUCUGCGAGCGUCGUGUCUGGGGGUCUUCUGGGAUAUCAAUCUGGUCUUGUUCAGGGACAGCCAAAGCCUGCACCAGCUGGGGCCAAUACUUUCUCUGCAUCAACACCUCAGCAGACUGCCGGCGCUAGUGGUACCGCUCAGCCUUCCGGUGGUCUAUUUGGUAAUAGAAAUGCUCCUCAAACCUCCAACGCUCGACCCCCGUUCAACUUUGGGCGUCCCUCUUCUGGUGAUGUCCCUGGUACAUCUUCUGUGUCUCAGAACACCAGCAGUCCUCAGGUAUCUUCUCAAUCGGGAACUAAUGGUUUAUUUGGUAACAGUGGUCCUAAUACUAAGAUCACUCCCUUGACGGCAGAGAGCCCCGACCAGCCUCAAACUAUUGUUAGGCAUCACUGCCGUUUGAAGGACCUUAUUGAACCCCUGUUGGUGGCAGCUGAAAAGGAAAUCACAGGACUGAAACUUGCAGACUUCCCUCGGCCUUAG